CAUUUUUUUCUUUUCUUUAUUAAUAUUUAUUUUUGACAUGAACGUCACCAUUAUAUUCAACAACGCUUUAUCAAUAUACCCAAAAACAUUUGUGAUCAAAAAUCAUCCUACAAUCAGAUAUUUAUCCAAUACUUGGUAGUCUACUGGGUGUUGAUACAACAACGGCUAUAAGUAGUGAUCAGAAUACAAACGAUUUGUAUUCCUUUCUGAAUAAUAAUAGCAGCAAUGUUUCGGGCAUAUUAGAACGUGAAAAUUUUAUGCAAUGUAGACAUUGCAAUCGAUUUUAUAAAUCCCAUCAAAAAUUACAGGAACAUGUGCGAAAAUAUUGUCUCAAGCAAAAAAAAUAUAAAUGCGUCUCUUGUGAAUAUCGUUCCCGACGUAAAGAUCACGUGCUACGUCAUGCCAAGCGCAAACAUUGCGAACUAUAUGCUAAUUCUAAAGAAGAUGAGGAAAGUCUCUAUGAAAUACGCAAUGAGGAUGAAAGCGAUGAACAAAUGCGUUUUGAAACUGAGUCUCUAGGUACUGGAUCGGGAUCAGCAAUAAAUGUACAGAAUCUUAGAGGAGCAAAUUUAAUGUCAACGGAACCAUUCAAUUUUGAUUUUGUUAGCAGAGACUUAACGAUAACGGCUGUGCCAAUAUUACAAGAAUCCGAUGAAGACGAUGAUGAUUAUGAUGAUGAUGGAGAAUAAAAUCACUGUACUACGGAUGGAUAUUGGACAAUAUUAGAAACUGUGCCAUAUUCCAUACAAAAUACUAACACCGCC
Teleopsis dalmanni is the source of this 764-nucleotide messenger RNA. RefSeq lists its product as uncharacterized. Lineage: Eukaryota; Metazoa; Arthropoda; Insecta; Diptera; Diopsidae. The coding region runs from base 258 to 689 and encodes 143 amino acids. The record is from RefSeq and is a predicted model, not a curated record. The transcript has 2 exons.